Aspergillus melleus is the source of this 957-nucleotide messenger RNA. RefSeq lists its product as uncharacterized. The transcript is spliced from 2 exons. The coding region runs from base 1 to 957 and encodes 318 amino acids. NCBI's taxonomy places the organism in Eukaryota, Fungi, Ascomycota, Eurotiomycetes, Eurotiales, Aspergillaceae. The record is from RefSeq and is a predicted model, not a curated record.
AUGGUAUCCCACGUCCCAAUCUACAUCAACAGCCCAACCAUCCCCCCAACACCCAAACCCACCCACCUCAUCUCCCUCCCUCUCGUCCUCCUCCUCCCACCAACCCUGCUCUUCCUCCUCCACACCAUCCGCAAAGACUACCACGCCUUCCUAGCCCUCGGACCCGGCGGCACCCCAUCCACCCCGACAGGCUACCUCCGCAUCUGCAUCCUCCGCCUAAUAGCCCUCCGAAAUCCAUUCUCUCCACCCUCAAUCCCGAGCACAUUAUCGCCGAAGACGGGAUACUUUGAUCCGUGCCCUCCAACAUCCCCUUCGUACACAUCCCCCUCCGCACCGACCAGCCAGAACAACGCCAGGGACACGCCCAACCAGGAUGAAACCCGUCCCGAACGAACGAAAACCCACCUCCCCUACCGCCGCGGUCCACCCCCGCUAGUCACGGGAAUCGCACCGCAACGCCAACUCACGCAACGCAGCACAAAACUCAUCUACACGCGUCUCGCACAAGCCAUCGAGGACCUCGUCCGUGCGAACCCCAAGAAAUACGUCCUCGGGACAUCCUGUUUCGAGAAACAUAGUACGGGGAUUUUUGCCUCGCCUUGCACCACCGCCACCACCGCCCCUUCUGCGUCCUCAACCAGCUCGCCACCAACCCCUUCGAUGGGAGGAAAGCACCGCCGAAAUACCUGCAACGGCGAGAUCUGCCACAGUCACCCCAUCGACGGGAGUCUGCAUCUCACACUCCACCCGGCGGACGUGCGGGUGCUGAUUGAGCGAGGCUGGGGCCAGCGCCAUCCGCUGGCGUGGGAGGAAGAGACGUCGCGGCGGUGGUUGUGCGGGACGAGGUUUGUGCCGGCGGGGUUCGUGAUGGUGUAUGCGCCCCGGGACGAGGAUGAGGUGAGGGUUGUUAUGGAGGUGGUGAGGGCGGCGGGGUGGUGGGUUAGUGGUGAGAGUUAG